Molecule: messenger RNA, 1740 nt
Organism: Lachancea thermotolerans CBS 6340
Lineage: Eukaryota; Fungi; Ascomycota; Saccharomycetes; Saccharomycetales; Saccharomycetaceae
Gene: VPS45
Product: Vps45p
Exons: 1
Coding region: 1-1740 (579 amino acids)
Biological process (GO): vesicle-mediated transport; intracellular protein transport
Cellular component (GO): Golgi membrane
Source: RefSeq, a predicted model, not a curated record
AUGAAUCUAUUCCAAGUUUCGGAUUUCUAUAUCGACCGGAUUGUGAACUCAAAGUCAAAGUCUGUCCUCAAUGGCUCUCUCGACAAGCCUAGAAUCAAAGCUCUGCUUUUGGAUAAAGACACCACAGGAACAAUUUCCAUGUGUACAACGCAGUCAGAGCUUCUAGAGCACGAGGUCUACCUAAUAGAUACCCUUGAAAACCAGAACCGUGAUGUGAUGCGUCACCUUAAAUGCCUUGUGUACGCCAAGCCCACCGACGAGACUAUCGAGCAUUUGGUAAAGGAGCUGCAGGACCCUAAGUAUGGCGAGUACCAGAUCUUCUUCAACAACACUGUAGCCAAAACGCAACUCGAAAGGUUAGCUGAGAGCGAUGACCUGGAAGUGGUUAGCAAGGUGGAGGAAGUGUUUCAAGAUUACCAGGUUUUGAACCAGGAUCUGUUCUCUUUGGACGUGAGAAGCUCAAAGCUCUUCUCCCACCAGAUGAUUUGGGAACCGUCUGGACUAGCAGACACCACCCACAGUUUGAUCUCUCUUCUACUCUCUUUGAAAGUUAAGCCCCUGAUACGGUACGAGGCCGGCAGCAGGCUGACUUCUAAACUGGCUAAAGAGGUCAUGCAGGAGAUUCACAAAAAUGAGAGAGCUCUUUUCGACUUUCCGGUGAUGGACUCGCCUCCUCAACUUCUGAUACUCGACCGUCACCAAGAUCCUCUCACCCCGCUGCUCCAACCAUGGACCUACCAAUCCAUGAUAAAUGAAUAUAUCGGAAUAAAGCGGAACGUCGUUGACCUUUCAAAGGUUCCAGACAUUGAUGACUCUUUGGAGCAAGUAGUGUUGUCAUCGAAACAAGACCCGUUCUUUCACGAUACCAUGUACCUCAACUUUGGAGAGCUGGGAGACAAAGUUAAACAGUACGUUUCCAGUUACAAAGAUAAAACAAAAUCGAACGCCCAAAUCAACACCAUUGAGGACAUCAAACAGUUCAUCGGCAAAUUUCCGGAGUUCAAAAAACUCUCGGGUAAUGUCUCCAAACACAUGGCGAUUGUCAGCGAGCUUGACCGUCAACUGCAGGUUCAGCACAUAUGGGACGUGAGCGAAGUUGAGCAAAACAUAUCGGCACAUAUGGGUGAUUCGCAAGUCUAUCAAGACUUGAAAGGCGUUCUUUCCGACGAAAGAGUUAGCGGGUUCCACAAGUUGAAACUUGCUUGUAUAUAUUCCUUGAGAAACGCAACGAGCCCUCACAUGAACGAAAUUUCGGCGACACUGGCAGCAAACGUCUCUCCCGAGGAGCUUAACUUCUUCCAUCACUUUAACAGUGUUUUCCAAACUCGCACAAAAAGUGCAAAUACCGGCAAAGAGAGAGAAGACUUGAUAAGUGAACUAGCCAAGAAGUUCAAUCAGAAGGGGCAACAUAAAUCGGACAACGUGUUUAUGCAGCACGUCCCAGAUCUGUCGGCCAUCCUCAGUGACUUGUCAAAAAACAAACUGCCUGAAGACAGGUUUCCGUUUCUCGAAAAGCCCGGCGCCCGGACUUUCUGCCAGGAUGUAAUUAUUUUCCACGUUGGCGGCACAACUUUCGAGGAGGCGCGCAUUGUACAUGAAUUUAACAGCGGCAUGGCUGGCGAUGGGGGAGGAAAGAUACGAACCAUUUUAGGAGGGACCACUAUUUUAAACACUCGAGAGUUUUUGAACGACUGUCGCGAGGUUGGACAGGGGAGCACAGAAUUAACCGAUCUUUUAUAA